Molecule: messenger RNA, 253 nt
Organism: Plasmopara halstedii
Lineage: Eukaryota; Oomycota; Peronosporomycetes; Peronosporales; Peronosporaceae
Exons: 1
Source: RefSeq, a predicted model, not a curated record
AUGAACUCGAUCAACCAAGCGAUUCGUGAGGUCGAACCGUCGGUUGCAAAACUUCUUGAUACGCAGCAUGGGGGUGCGGCGGUGCGUCAAGUUGAUCGCUUACGGAUGACGGGAAUCCCAGCAGAUGAUCAACGUGAUUUGAAAAUGUAUAUAUUUAGCGAUAAAUGGAUUUGUAAGAUCACCUCUGAGUAUGCGUUGAGGCGACUUGGUACGAUUGUACAGCCCUCAUUCUACGAGGUGUUGUGGUCCAAGG